AUGGACGACGAUGGCAGCUCCGAUUUACAGAAAUGUUUAUCGGAAAAUCAAAUGGAUCGCGAUGAAGUCCCGCUGAUAAAUGAAAAUUCCAAUGGCCUGUCACAUCUAUUAACAGACGGAGAGUUCAGUAAUGUGGAUGCCGCUGUCGAUGAAUCGUCUAUCUCCAAUCAGGGUUUUCUGAAUGCGGUAGAACUCUCCGCUGGCAGUGUUGGCGAUUAUCUUGAAAACAAUGCCGAUGCAUAUAACACGGAUUCUUUUGAUGUAGGCGAUAUGGCCGUUAAUUUUCCUACUGAUUCUUUAGACGGCGAUUCCCGGCUUAGUGCAGGGUUUAAAUUAAAUGAAGACACAGAAAAUGAUUCCAAGAUUCAAAAUGACAGUGAAAUGUCUAAUGGCGAUUAUGCCUUACAUGAAAAUAUGGAGAGUAGUGAUGCAUUGGCCAAUAAUGAAGAAUCAAACUCAUCUGACAAGAAUAAUAUUGAUAGUAAUAAAAAUGUAGACAGCAAUGAUAUUCAAGGUGAUAAAAUGGAAGAAAUAGAUGAUGUAGGAAAUUCUGCCUUUGAAACUAAUGACAUAGCAGAUAAUGUCACUGAGACAAAUAAGACUUCUAAAGAGGUGGGUUGUGCAGGAGAAACUGAAGUAGUGUCAGAGGAUGAACUUCCUGCUGUGGAAAAGCCAAGUGUUAAGGAUGCAGAAAAUGUAUCUGAUGAUGAGUUACCGGGACCUAAGCCAGCUGAUUUACCUGCUGACACUGAGGUUGUAUCUGAGGAUGAAUUACCUUCCUCUAAGAAAGAAAGCAGUCGUAAACGUAAGCCUGAUGAAGAAUGUGACUAUGACCCAGAAUCCCCAACAUCUGAGAAAAAACAAGCUAUUGCUAAGAAUGGAGAGAGCAAACCGAUUCCUGCUGAGAAAAGAUCUUCUACAGAUGAAAAGCCAAAAAAGAAACCACUACCUGAACUGGAAAGAUACUGGAAAGUAGUCAAUGAUGAUCCCACAGAUUUCACUGGUUGGACAUAUUUACUGCAAUAUGUAGACCAAGAGAGCGAUGUGGAGGCAGCACGCGAAGCGUACGACGCGUUUUUGUCACACUAUCCAUAUUGCUAUGGCUACUGGAGGAAAUAUGCUGACUAUGAGAAACGUAAAGGAAGUAAAAAGAAGUGCCUCGAGGUAUUGGAAAGAGGGCUCAAAGCUAUUCCCUUAUCGGUGGAUCUGUGGAUACAUUAUCUCAAUCACAUUAAAUCGACUAGAACUGAAGAACACGCUUAUCUCCGAUCUCAGUAUGAACGAGCGAUAGAUUCCUGCGGCUUGGAGUUCAGGUCAGAUCGGUUAUGGGAAUCUUACAUUAAAUGGGAGGCAGAAAAUGGAUCAGCACUGAAUGUAACCAACAUUUACGAUCGUCUGCUCUCUACACCAACCCUUGGAUAUACCUCUCACUUUGACAAUUUCCAAGAGCACGUGAUGUCUGAGCCGGUGACGGGAGUGGUGUCGCGCGCAGAGUUAGUGCGCUUGCGCGGCGAAGUCAGGGAUGCGACCGGGCAGGUUCCACAGCUGGAUCUUCCGCCCGGCGAAGACGAGCCGGUUGACCAUGUUGCAUCAGACGAAGAAGGACAAGCGAUAAAGGAGCGUAUUAUCGCAGCUCGGCGUAAAGUGCACAAAACCACAGGGGAAGAGGUCGCCGCCAGAUGGAAUUUUGAGGAAGGGAUAAAACGACCAUACUUCCAUGUGAAACCAUUAGAGAGGUGUCAACUUAAAAAUUGGAAGGCGUACUUGGAGUGGGAAAAGCAACAUGGUUCCUUACAAAGAGCCCUCAUAUUACACGAACGAUGUCUUAUUGCUUGCGCUCUCUAUGAGGAGUUUUGGAUGCGAUUGAUAAAAUUCUUGGAAGAGAAAACGCCGAGUAACCCCGAGCUGGUUGCAAUAGAACGUGACGUCUUGGAGCGGGCUUGCUCGGUCCACCAUCUUGACAAACCCGAACUUCACUUGCACUGGGCACAUUUCGAGGAGGCUAAUGGCAACACUAGCAAAGCAGCGGAGAUACUUGAUCGUAUUGAGAAGACCUGCCCGCACUUAGUCCAAAUACAGUACAGGCGUGUGAAUUUAGAGCGUCGUCGCGGAGACAAUGAGAAAUGCAUUCAAUUAUACGAAGGAUACAUAUCGUCAGCCAAAAACAAGUCGAUAGCAUCGGCUCUAGCUAUAAAGUAUGCGCGCUUCCUCUUCCACGCGAAGAGCGACCCCGCCGCUGCCAGGAAAGUUCUGAACGAAGCCAUUGAAAAGGAUCCUUUGAACGCGAGAUUACAUAUGCAGAGACUAGAUCUUGCACUACACACACCCGACACUCCAUAUGAACAGUUAGAAGAGCUAGUCCGUUCAUAUGAAAAGCAAGACGGAGCGGAGGUGGAAGUGAGCGCUCGUAUGGCGUGGCGCUGGCGCGAGCUGGCCGAGGAGUUGGGCAGCGCUAGUUCCGCACGAGCAGCGUAUCAACACGCGCGAGCCCUCGACAAGCACCUGAGGAAGAGAGCUCGCAAGGAUAAACACGAUGCCACACCGCAACAACAAACUAUGGACCCUAAGAAAAAGGAAAACACUAUUAGCACCGCCAGUACGACGACUACGAGCAGUACCGCUUACUACGGCACGGGAACGGCCGGCGCGCAGUCAUACGAUCAGUCGUACGCGCAACCCUACCAACCGCCGUGGGGCUACCAACAACCGCCCGGACCGUACCAGCACCACACGCCGUGGCCCCAAUACCCCAAUUACUAUUAG
Leptosia nina is the source of this 2763-nucleotide messenger RNA. The record is from the annotation of a GenBank genome assembly. Lineage: Eukaryota; Metazoa; Arthropoda; Insecta; Lepidoptera; Pieridae.